AUGGCGGCUGCAUCAUCAUCUUACAUGGCCUUCUCCACUGCACAUAUGGUCGGCAAACGACAAUUGAGAAACAACAGCAAAAGGGCCGGUGGAGCCACAGAUCAACGUGAAGAGCAAGAACAUGGGGAAAGAGUACGGCGGGGAGUGGCUGAGCAGCACCACUCGCACGUCAGGAUCUUCGCUGCCUACAUCGACCCUGUGACCUGCGAGAUGGACCAGACACAGAUGGAUAAGCUCACUCUCAUCCUCGACCCGACCAACGAGUUCGUCUGGGACGAUGUUACCUGUACCAAGGUCUACUCCUACUUCCAAGAGCUCGUCGAUCACUACGAGGGAGCACCGUUGACAGAAUACACACUUCGAUUAAUCGGUUCAGACAUUGAACACUACAUAAGGAAGCUGCUGUACAAUGGAGAGAUCAAAUACAACAUGAGAGCAAAGACGCUCAACUUCAGCAUGGGGAAACCCAGGAUCAUAUUCAACGACGGUGACAAGGGGAGUAGUCCAGAUGUACAGUGA
Linum trigynum is the source of this 519-nucleotide messenger RNA. Lineage: Eukaryota; Viridiplantae; Streptophyta; Magnoliopsida; Malpighiales; Linaceae. The record is from the annotation of a GenBank genome assembly.